Messenger RNA from Sebastes umbrosus (honeycomb rockfish), 3074 nucleotides. RefSeq names its product neuropilin (NRP) and tolloid (TLL)-like 2b (gene neto2b). NCBI's taxonomy places the organism in Eukaryota, Metazoa, Chordata, Actinopteri, Perciformes, Sebastidae. Gene Ontology annotation, molecular function: protein binding. The record is from RefSeq and is a predicted model, not a curated record. The transcript has 14 exons. The coding region runs from base 236 to 1903 and encodes 555 amino acids.
AGCAGAGCCUCGUCCUCUCUGACUCUUCUUCACAUUACUCCUACUCUCUGAGGGCCCUAAUUGAAGCUUCUCUCAUCCUGAGCAAUGGGAUUAGGAUGAAAAGGUGAAAGUUGGAUUCUGUUCUAACAUGCGUUAUUGCGCACCGUCAAUGGAGGCAUGUAAAGGAUGCACAGUUGACUAAGUGUGAAAUCAAAACCCCAUCAUCAUCAUCAGGAAAAGGACUUCAGCUGAGAGGAUGCAUGUAGUGUGGAUAUUUCUCCUGUUCAUUGAGGAGGGAUUGGCUCUGGCACAAAAGACUAAAGAUGCAGGUGCAGGAUCAAAAGUGGUUAGACCUUCUCAACGGCCGCAGCAAUCUAACCAGUGUGGAAACUGGGCACGAAACGAAGAAGGUGGCACCUUCAGCUCCCCAAACUACCCGAAAACAUACCCCGCCAACAAGGAGUGCCUGUACGUACUGGAAGCCCUGCCCCGCCAGAGAAUAGAGCUGCUGUUCGAUCAGACCUUCUACAUCGAAGCGUCGUUCGAGUGUCGUUUCGACCACAUCGAGGUGCGGGACGGCCCCUUCAGCUUCUCGCCGCUCAUCAAUCGCUUCUGUGGCUCAGCCAGUCCCGGACUCGUCCUCUCCAGCGGACGCUUCAUGUGGAUCCAAUUCUUCAGCGAUGAAGAGCUGGAGGGGACCGGCUUCCAGGUCCAGUACAGCUUUACUUCAGACCCUGAAUUCCAUCUGCAUGUGGGAGGACUCUUAAACCCCAUCCCAGAUUGUCAGUUUGAGCUGUCUGGAGCUGACGGCUUGAUCCGUUCCAGUCAGGUGGAGGAGGAUUAUAAAGUGAAGCCAGACCAGGCAGUGGACUGCAUCUGGACUAUACGAGCCCCAACAAACAACCGGAUUUACCUGCGAUUCUUGGAAUAUCAGAUGGAAAACUCAAAUGAAUGUAAGAAGAACUUUGUGGCUGUUUAUGACGGCAGUAAUGCCAUUGAGGACCUAAAGGCCAAGUUUUGUAGUACAGUAGCUAAUGACAUCAUGCUGGACACCGGUGUGGGAGUGGUGAGGAUGUGGGCUGAUGAGGCGAGCCGUCUCAGCCGCUUCCGGAUGCUGUUCACUUCUUUUGCAGACCCGCCCUGUUUAAGCAGCGCGUUCUUCUGCCACAGCAACAUGUGCAUCAACACUUCUCUGGUGUGCAACGGCAUACAAAACUGUGUCUUUCCCUGGGACGAAAGCAACUGCAAAGAGAAAAAGAGCAAAGGUGUUUUUCACCACAUCACAAAGACUCAUGGGACGGUAAUCUGUGUGUCUACGGGGGUGGUGCUGCUGCUCCUCAUCAUCUCCGUCCUUGUGCAAGUCAAACAGCCACGAAAGAAGGUGUUGGUACGUAAGAACAACCUGUUCCAGCGAGGCGACUUCCAGGAGGUGUUUGACCCUCCUCAUUAUGAGCUCUUUACUCUCAGAGACAAGGAGAUGUCUGGGGACCUUGGAGAGUUAUCAGAGGAGCUCCAGUCCCUGCAGGCGCUCAGGAGAUCCUCAUCAGGCUCACGCUGCGUUCACGAGCACCACUGUGGCUCUCAGGCGUCCGUCAACUCCAUCAAAGCCAGUCUAGGUGCACAUGAAAUGGGCAGGGGGUCCAUGGAGCUUCCCCCUUUCAGAGGGGACCUUCAAAGCGCCUUACCGCCUCUCAGGGACUUGAACAGCAGUAUGCGGAAGAAGAGCUGGCCUAGUAUGAAACCGGGCCGAAUGCAGGGCCAUCACGGUAUGGGGGAUAGAGCGAUGGGGCAGCAGGAUAGAGUGAUGGAAGAGGACGAAGAGGAGGAGGAGGAUGGAAGGUAUGAUGUGUAUGUACGCAGAGGGGGAAGCCGAAGAGGGAACUAUGAAAUGGCCCAGCAAAGAUCCUUGUCCAUGGAUUUCUGAAAAGAAAAGACAAGGUUGGCUAAAUGCUGCAGCGACAACUUUUCAACCAAUUUUUAUUGGGGGGCCGGCACAUUUACAGAAGAGGGGAGACAUUUAACACCACGGAGCGGAUGUGUCUCACUUUUCUUCUUUAUUAUAAUAACGAUUAUAAAGAAGCGCUCCUUGACUUCUCUUUGGCCUCCUUCACAGUGAGGUUGGGAAACACAGAGUCUGUUACAGAUACCGCCAACUCUGCUCUGACUCAGAAACAGCACACAGGAAGCUGCUAUCGUGUUUGUGAUCAGUGUAAAAGUGAAGACAGAUGCUGUUUAUUGUUGUUGUUAUCAGUGUAUUUUGUUGAACACAUUUUACUGUAAAGCAAAUAGAUUUUUUGUUGAAAUAUGUUUUAAAUCCGUAUUUAGGUUCUGGAAGAAUGAGAGCAGCGUGAUUACAUUUUAAACAAACAAUGUAAAAAUCACCUCUCAGUUUUCGUUUAAUCUGUUAUUAACCUGUAUUAAAGAAUAAAUAGGCACAUUUCUGCAUAUCAGUUUAGGAAAUCUAUCAUCUUGCGUUUGAUAUAGAGUCAGUUUUAACACCAGAUAUAACAUUAACUGGGGUUUUUACCCAGGAGGAGGGUGCGUGUGUUGAUUGUGAAUCUUCUUAAAGGUGUGUCACACAGGUAUGCUGGUUGGAACUUCCUUUAUAAAAGUAGUUGUCAAAGUAUGACGUUUAUAGUCUGGUUAUAUAACCACCAAAAGCAUCAAACUGUACUAUUGGCACAGUCUAACCUUGUAUGUUUCAUUUUCAUUUUGAGCUGUAGACACUGAAUAUAACUAUAUAAUAUAACUGAUGGUUAACUCGUCUAAUUUAGAGAGAAAAAACAUGUGAGUGCCAGUAAUGACCUUGUAAAAGUGUUGAACUGAUUAAGAUCAGGUUUCUGUUAGUUUUUUUUCCCCUCAUCAUAAAAUAGGACCACAAAUUAACAUGUGCGCAAUGUAGGCUAAAUAUAAGGUUAAGUUAGACUGCAGUUUUUUCAAUUUAAAUGAUAUUUUUUAGCGCAGAACAAGGCGUCCCAACUGACCCGGGGAGGCAGAGUUUUGGGAAAAUGCACUCCUUGUACAUUUAACAAAAUUGUGCCUUUCACGUUUGGGUUGGGCUCUUAAAAAACCUGAUAAAUUGUUAGCAGAAACCU